This is a messenger RNA of Plasmodium vinckei vinckei, 4074 nucleotides long. RefSeq names its product serine/threonine protein kinase, putative. The transcript has a single exon. Gene Ontology annotation, cellular component: nucleus. Gene Ontology annotation, molecular function: ATP binding; protein serine/threonine kinase activity. The record is from RefSeq and is a predicted model, not a curated record. NCBI's taxonomy places the organism in Eukaryota, Apicomplexa, Aconoidasida, Haemosporida, Plasmodiidae. The coding region runs from base 1 to 4074 and encodes 1357 amino acids. Gene Ontology annotation, biological process: chromosome segregation; intracellular signal transduction; peptidyl-serine phosphorylation.
AUGACAGAAAAUGACCCCUCAAAUUUCUUAAAACAAAGAAUAAGCAAUCUGAAAAACAUAUUGGCUAAGGAAAAUGAGAUGCCUAAAAUUGAUCAAAUCUUUAAAUAUGAAUUAAAAACCAACUUCACAGAAAUAAAUGAUUUAUUACAUUAUAUGAAUGGAAUAAUUUAUAAAAAUUUGGACACCUUUCAAAAGUUAAAGCUUCUGUAUUCUUAUGAUGAUAACAACUGUUACAAUAAUUCAGGCAUUAAUCAAAACACUUUUUUAUUUUUAUUAAAGCAAAAAAGUAAAUUUAGAGAAAAGUAUAUAAAUGAAAAUUAUAUGGAUUAUUUAAGAACAAACCCAUUAAUUUUUGUUGACACACUUAAUCAAUUAUUAAUAAUACCAGGAAUCAAUUUUGAAUUUAAGGCUUACAACUUUGAUGAAAAGGUCAAUAAAUUUUUUGUUAAAAAACCAGACAUUAAAAUUAAUAGUUUAUAUAAUCCAUGCUUCAUUAAAAUAAAAGAGUCUAAUUUUAAAAAUAUUGUUAAGAUAAAUCGGAAAGUAGAAAAAAAUUCUAAAAAAAAUGAACACCAAAUUGAACAUUAUUUUGCUAAAAGAAGUUCGGUACCUUCUAUCACACAAAAAUCAAAAAUCGAAUGUGAUUCAAAAGAAGAUAAUCUCAUUUCUAAAGACGAUUUAACAAUAGCAACUAAUUCAUCAUGCAAAAAUUAUGAUGCUGAUUUAAGCAGUAAUAAUGAAACAAAAAUAUAUAAUGAAAUUUGUGAUAAAGGUGAGUUAGAUGAUAAUCUUAAUACAAUUAAACAAGAUAGCAAUAGUACCACCAAAAAACAUAGUAAUGAAAGUGUUAAUACUAUCGAUGAUAAGGAAAUAAAAUAUGACUGUAGAAAAGAAAAAAGACCACGACGAAGUUUUAGCAUUUCCACUAAUGCAGAAAGCAAUGUCAAAACUAAUACUAAAAAAACGAAAGGAAACUAUAAUAGUAGUGUAAAAAGGAAAUACGAUAAAGUUUUGGGUUGCAAAAAAUUAAAAAAAGGGGACGAAGAGGAAAUUGAUGAGUUUGAGGGUGAAGAUGAUGAAGAAGGAAAUAGCUUAAAUAAUGAUGGGCCAACCAAACAAAGUAUACAUACAUUUUAUGAUUUGAUAAACGAAUACGAAAUAUAUAUAAACAAUGCUAAAUGCUAUAUUAUUUUUGAUCUAAAAGGUUAUUAUAAAAAUUUAGAUAUUAUGAAAAAAUUAAAAAAAAAUUUAGAAGAUUUAAAAAGGCCAACUAAUGAUUUCAAAAAAAUUAUAGACAAAAAAACUUUUAAGUCAUAUAGGGAUAAAAUCGAAUUUGUAAAACGAUUUAAAAAGUUUAUUAUUCCAAACUUUCGAUUAGAAAAGAUAAGAAAGCAAAGAAACCAUCUAAUUAUUGUCGAAUUAAUGUCUAAGAUACAAAACCGAUUAAUAAUAAAAAGGCUGAACCAAGAAUUAACUAACAAAGUAAAUCUUGAAAAUUUAGUAAAUGAUGUGCUCAAAAUGUUUUCUGUCUUUGUGGAAAAUAUGAAAGACGAAAAUGUUAAGAAAUUUUAUACGAAUAUGAUUAAUACUUAUUUUCGUAAUAAAAAUAUAUCUUCUAUCGAUUUUAAAAAUUUAAUACAAUUAUUUAAAAAAAAAGAGGAACAAGAGAAAAGCCAAGAAUUUUACGAUUUGUUUCAAAACGAUUUGAAUUAUUUAGAUAAAAACAAAACUCAAUGUGAUGAAAUAGAAGAGAAGAUUAGUUCCUUAAAAUAUUUAAUUUUAGAAUCAAUAUUAAAAGAAAAGCAAUUAGAAAGAUCAGUUAACAGAUUAUUGUUAAACCAUGAACAAUCAAAAUAUGGAUAUUUCUAUAAAGUAGACCAAAGUGAUGAAAAUACAUUAGAUACUACUGAAUAUGGAAAAUUGUUAGAAAACUUUUCUAAAGAACCCAUAAACUUUUAUACAAUUUUAAGUAAACGAAAUUUAGACAAACAUGCAUAUCAUGAUAUUAGAAAUUUUAAUUAUAAAAAAAAAGAUAUCGAUAUGUCAAAACAUGAUGCAACUAAUUCAAGUAAUAACCAAGGAAAUUAUAAAAAAAAUAAACAAUUAUCGGAUAAUUGCAAAUUCAAUAUGGAUUGUAACCAAAGAAAAGACGAAAAUAAUAAUUACAAUAUAAAUGAGCAAAUAACUUCUAGUAAUAAUCCUGAAAAUAACGAUAACAAUUCAUCAUGCAAUAUAAAGGAUUCAGUAUUAAUUACAAGCGACAAAAAAACAAAUAAUACUGAUUGCCAAAUAAUUGAUAAUAAUAAUAUGCUUAAUUACCAAAAAAACAUAGGACAAAGUAAACCUCAAAAUGAAAAUAACUACAACACAAAUGAAUAUUAUAAAUGCAAAAUUAAAAAAAUACAAACCGAUACAUCAAAUGAAAAAAAUAACGAAAAGAAUUUUGUACUGGAACAUGAUUUUGAUAAAAAACAAAAUCGCUCACAAAUAGGUGAAAAUAAAAGUGUUGACAAAUCAGCUACAACCAAUGAUAGCGAUCCUGUAACUCAACAAUCUAGUCACCAAAAUACGAGCCAAAUAAAUUGCUGUAUUGACACAAACAAAAAUAUAAAAGAAUCGCACUUUAAAAAAUCAAAUAGCUAUGAAGACAAAAGACAAAUAAAUCUCAAAGCUAAACAUAAAUUCGAACGAGAUGAUCCCGUCACUGAAUGUGGAUACGAACCAGAAACUGAUAUAAUUAGAUCAAUAUGUGAAAAAAAAAAAUUCACUUUUGCUAAUGAAAAACAAGAAAAAAUAAAUAAUGAAAUAUUUUAUAAAGUAUUUGAGCAAUAUCCAUAUAGUUUUUUUUCUAAAUCAGUCAAAAAUUAUAAUGCCAUUUUAAAUGAAAAUGAAGAAGAAUCUGAAUUGUCAUGGUUGACAAUGCUAAAAAAGAAAAGUCAUAAUAGAUCUAUUUUACCACCAAGUAGAGAUACAUUUAGAGACGGAACCCACUUUUCUAAUUGCAGGGCAACUGAACACACAUUAAAAUUUUUCUUGUCGCUUUUAUCAUUGCUAACAAAAGGAGACAUCGACAUCAAUUUAAAAAAGUACUUGAAAAAAAAUAUCCAAUUUUUAAAUACCGAAUUAUUCAGUAUGAAACUUAAUUUAGAUAAAAAAAGAGCUAUACUUGAAAAGCGAUUAGAUCAUUUUAAUUUUCAAGAGAAUUCGGAAUUUUCAUUUUAUAACCCAUUAAAAAUGAAUAUAAGAAUGAUGAACUUAAUAGGACGAGGUGGGUUUGCUGAAGUAUGGGAAGUUUUUGAUUCCAUAAAUUUAGAAAUGUAUGCAGCAAAAAUUCAUAAGAUUGAACCAAGUAUGACGAAUGAAAUCAAAAAUAAAAUAAUUCAAAGGGCAGAAAAUGAAAUAAAUAUACAUAUACAUUGUCAUAGACACAUCUUCAUUGUAAAAUUAGAAUUUUUCUUUGUUUUUGGAUCUGCAACUAAUUUGCUAGUUGGUAUGGAAUUAUGUGAUGUCGAUUUAGAUAAAUAUAUUAAAUAUCAUGGCCCAAUUAAUGAACUAUUAGCAUUAUCAUGGAUUAAACAAAUAUUACUUGGAUUAUUAUAUAUGAAAAACUUACCUACAGGUAAGGUUCAUCAUUGCGAUUUAAAACCAGCUAAUCUUCUUAUAAAGGAUGGAAUAAUAAAAAUAUCUGACUUUGGAUUAGCUAAGUUAAUUUUACCCGAUACUUAUCAAUAUUAUAAUGGUGGUGGAACUUUAUAUUACCAACCCCCUGAAUGUUUAAAACCCAAAAGAAAUUUACUUAUAACAGAUAAAAUUGACAUAUGGUCAUUGGGGUGCAUUCUUUAUGAAAUGAUUUUUUGUGAAAGACCUUUUCAAUUUAAUUACCUUGAAAAGUGUUCAAAAGAGUUAUUAGUUAAUAAAAUGAAACGAGGUUUAUCAUACCCCAAAAUUAAUCAACAUAUAUCAAAAAUAACUUUAAAUUAUAUAGAAUAUUUACUAAAUUUUGAUCAUGAAUGCCGACCAUCGAUAGAAGAAGCCCUAAGUUACCCGAUUUUUAAUUAUUUUAACAUACCUUGA